GAAAAAUAUCUGUAGAUGUUUUUCUGCACAUGCGCAGAAGGGAGAUGCCAUAUUGAAUCAGGAGCAGCAGCCGAAAGACGUCCCUCGCGCUGCUCUGCUCGAGACGGAGAGGCGACCCGAACCACUUGGACAGCUGCAGUCAGGGAAAGUCGGAGAUGCAGUGAAGUGACGACACAUCUGGGCUCAAAGCGUGACAGGAAGAGGAGGCGCAGGAUGCAGGAGGAGGAGCAGCCGUCGGCCCCGACUGCAGUGAUGUCACACUAUCCGACCAAUGGGAAAGAAGAAGAGGUGAACACAGACCCAGAUUCCAUGGAGGUCGAGGAGGCGGAGUUUAACUGGGAGGAGUUCAUGGAGGAGACGGGGGCCAACGCCGCCCCUCACACCACCUUCAAACACGUGGAGGUGAGCCUGCAGAGCAGCUUCCAGCCGGGCAUGAAGCUGGAGGUGGCCAAUAAGAGCGGCCCGGACUCGUACUGGGUCGCCACCAUCAUCACCACCUGCGGCCAGCUGCUGCUGCUGCGCUACAGCGGCUACGGCGAGGACCGCAAGGCCGACUUCUGGUGCGACGUCAUGACGGCCGAGCUGCACCCGGUGGGCUGGUGCACCCGGAACGGCAAGACCCUCAUGCCCCCCGAAGAUAACAUUUACCUAAGAAAAGCCAUCAAGGAGAAAUACGGCGACUGGACAGAAUUCCUCGUUCAGGACCUGACCGGCGCCAGGACGGCACCGGCCAACCUGCUGGAGGGGACUCUGAGGGGUAAAAACACCGUGGACCUGAUCGUGGGGGGCUCGGUUCUGGAGAUGCGGGACCUCUCGGACCCGUUCCUUUACUGGCCGGUCCGGGUCGUGCAGAACGUGGGAGGGAGGCUCCGACUGCGCUACGCCGGCCUCACCGACGACCAGCGGGCUCAGGACACCUGGCUGUUCUACCUGGACGUCAGGCUCCGCCCCCUCGGCUGGGCUCGGGAGAACCGGCUCGCCCUGGAACCGCCCACAGGGUUCAGGUCUCUGAAGACCCCCCCAGACUGGCAGCAGGCUCUGGAGGAGGCUCAAGUCCACGGAGAGAAGAACCCGCUGCCACUAGAGGUCUUCAAGGACCACGUGGACGUCAGCGAGCACGCCUUCCAGGCGGGGAUGAAGCUGGAGAUGGUUUCUGCGUGGGCGGAGCUACAGAUCUGCCCCGUUUCUGUCACCAAGGUCUACAGCAGGUUCUUCUUCCAGGUGACGCUGGACGACCUCUCCGCCGGCGCCGCUCCGCGCUCCGUGGUGUGUCACGCCGGCUCGCCGGGCAUCCUGCCCGUCCAGUGGAGCCUGAAGAACGGCGUGGGGCUGGAGCGGCCCCGGGGCUACGGGGGCCACGACUUCGACUGGGCCGACUACCUGAAGCAGGGCGGGUCGCUGGCCGCCCCCGACGCCUGCUUCCCCGACACAUGGCAGAACAGGGACUUUGCCAAGGACAUGUGGCUGGAGGCGGUGAACCCUCACCGGCCCGCCGAGGUGUGUGUGGCCCAGAUCACACAGGUCAGAGGACGCCUGCUGUGGCUGCGACUGGAAGGUGUGGCGAAACCGCAGUCCGAGUGCAUCGUGGACGUCGAGUCCACGGACAUCUUCCCUGUCGGCUGGUGCGAGGCUAACGCUUACCCUUUGACCCCUCCACUCAAACCCGUCUGCCAGAAGCAGAAGAAGAUCGCGGUGGUCCAGCCAGAGAAACAGUUGGCUCCGUUCCAGCCGGCGGAGACGACUCCCGUCACCCUCUGCCCGCCCGCCGCCGCGCCCGUCGCCAUGGAUACAGGCUCGGCCAACGGGAGGUACUGCUGCUCCAAGAUCUACGUCAACCACCGCUGCUUCUCGGGGCCGUACCUCAACAAGGGGCGCAUCGCCGAGCUGCCGCAGGCCGUCGGCCCCGGGAAGUGCACGCUGGUCCUCAAGGAGCUGCUGAGCAUGCUGAUCAACGCCGCCUACAAGCCUGGACGGGUCCUGAAGGAGCUGCAGGAGGUGGAGGAUCAGAGCUGGGACUGCCAAGAGGAGACCCUCAAAGCCAAAUAUAAAGGGAAAACGUAUCGCUCCACCAUCCGGAUCGUCCGCCUCGCCGAGCAGAUCCCCGACUUCUGCCGCAAGGUGUGCGUGAAGCUGCAGUGCUGCAUGAACCUCUUUGGCCCCGCCCUCGUGGCCGACAAGUGCCCCGAGAAUUGCGCCGUUCAGACCAAGACCAAAUACACCUACUACUACGGGAAGAAGAGGAAGCUGUCCAAGCCGGCGGGCGGCGAGGAGGAGGCGGCGGCGGAGGGAGAGCCGGCCAAGCCGGCGCGCCGCAGGAAGAAGAGGAAGGCCAUCUUCGUGCUGAAGAAGAGGCGCUCGUCCACGGUGGACUACGCGCCCGCCGGCUCGCCGCAGGACAGCGAGGAGGACGAGGACAUACAGUCGGGCAGCGAGGGCACCAGCUCGGAGCCCCGCGAGGACCACACCGACGCCUCCUCGGUGGAGGCGACCAGCAGCCGCCCCCGCCGGGCCGCCGCGCUACGCAGGAGCUUGGGCGCCGCGGGGGGGCGGGACGCCGGCGAAGCGCGCAGGAGGUCGACCCGCUCGCUGUCGGCCUGCAGCCACAACAACAAGUAUCAGCCGCCCAAAAGACCGGACGCACAGGUGGAGGAAGAGGAGGGUCAGCUGGUGCUGGACAGCAAUCCUCUGGAGUGGAGCGUAGACGAAGUCGUUCAGUUUAUCAACUCUACUGACUGUGCGGCGCUCGCCAACAUCUUCCAGGAGCAGGACAUGGACGGCCAGGCCAUGCUGCUGCUCACGCUGCCCACCGUGCAGGAGUGCAUGGACCUGAAGCUCGGCCCCGCCAUCAAGCUGUGCCACCAGAUAGAGCGCGUCAAGGUGGCCUUCUACAAGCAGUACGCCAACUGAGCCCCUCCCCCGGUGAGGGAGGGGUCUCCGGGAUGUUUCGGGAGUUUUCACGCGCGCGAUGAGAAGAAACAGGAUGUUUCGGUUCGCGCUGGAGGAGCAAACGAAGUUCCAGCAGCAGGGCGGCCCUCCUGCGCCAGAUGUUGAAGGAUUAACCUCUGGGAGAAUGAACGCGUGACGCAGGACUCGGGCAGAAGGAAACACGGAUCUGUGUGCUUUGUUUUUUAAUGACGAGGAAAAGCUGAGGACUCGGUUCUGAAGACAUUUGGGUUUCUUUUCAUUUCCAUUUCAUUUGUGAUUGAGGAGCGUUGUCGCGUCGAUGAGCUUUCCCCUCUUUUUGUGUGACAUUAUUGGUUCUGGAAAAGUAUAUUUGAAGGUAUUUAACAAACCAAGGAGUAAUAUAUUUGAAAUAUUUAUUGUAAUCCUUAUAAAUGAGCAGUCAUCUGUCCAUUUGGAUCCAGAGAAAAUAAUUGAUCAGUUGAAUAAUACUGUUAAUGUUUCUGCUGAAACAAACCCCGAAAUGAUAUUUCAAAAACAGGAUGUGCGACUAUUAAGAUUCAGAAACACGGCGUCACUCACUUCUCACAUGACAAACAAUCAUCGGAGCUACUUCGUGUCCAUCUAUGCAAACGUUGCAGAUAUUUUUGAUAAAAUAAAUUUCUAUUGAUUUUUCAUA
This is a messenger RNA of Gasterosteus aculeatus aculeatus (three-spined stickleback), 3580 nucleotides long. It is a transcript of the gene sfmbt2, whose product is annotated as Scm like with four mbt domains 2. Gene Ontology annotation, biological process: negative regulation of DNA-templated transcription. Lineage: Eukaryota; Metazoa; Chordata; Actinopteri; Perciformes; Gasterosteidae. Gene Ontology annotation, cellular component: nucleus. The record is from RefSeq and is a predicted model, not a curated record. Gene Ontology annotation, molecular function: histone binding; transcription corepressor activity; chromatin binding.